AUGCUCUUCACCAACAUCGCAUGGCUCCUCGCCGGCUCGGCCUCUGCCUCGGCCUCAACCUCGAGCUUCAAAUGGCACUGGCUCAACAACCCCGGCGUCGAAGCUGUCUCACCCAUCGGCCGCUCCCUCACCAUCCAAGUGCCCCCAGACACCGACAUCUGGCGUCCCGCCCUCUCCAAGCACAACUUCACCGCGCCCUACCUCUACACCACAGUUGCCGCCGCGCACUUCCAGAGCGUCCAAGUCACCGUCACAGGGCCCUGGAAGACGCUCUACGACCAGGGCGGCCUCGUCGUGACGUUCCCCAACCGCCACAACCCCAACGCCACGCGCUUCAUCAAGGCCGGCAUCGAGUUCAACGACGGCACGCCCGCGCUGGGCGUCGUGGCCACGGACGUGCUCUCCGACUGGAGCCUCAGCCCCAUCACGGAGCGGCAGACGGGCAACGCAAAGGCCACGAUCCUGGUGGAGAGGGACGGCACCGAUGCGUGGGUGUACGUGGUAGAGGGCGAGGGCAAGACGAGGCGCGCGCUGAGACAGGUGACUUGGGCGUUUAACGAAGAUGAUGCCCAGGGUUUGGCCAAGGAGAUUGAAGUCGGCAUCUACGGCGCGAAGCCGACGGAGGAGUCGGGCGAGGGCCACGCCAGGGACAAGAUUGCCGUGUCGUUUUCUGGCUUUUCGCUCAAGACUGUGUAA
Molecule: messenger RNA, 696 nt
Organism: Trichoderma aggressivum f. europaeum
Lineage: Eukaryota; Fungi; Ascomycota; Sordariomycetes; Hypocreales; Hypocreaceae
Exons: 1
Coding region: 1-696 (231 amino acids)
Source: RefSeq, a predicted model, not a curated record